ACUUUUAUGUAACCAUCAACAAAAAUAACUAGAUCUAUUAUAUCUGGCCAUUUCCUGCCUAAAGCCUACGUCUUCUUUUAAUUCAGUGUUUUAAUCAUUCCAAAGAUCUAUAUAGAGCUUUUAGAUUUAUAAAUUCUAGAUUUGGAUCACUAAAUGGAAACCCAGAUGGAGCACAAGAACAGUGAAAUUUGGCGAGAUAUAAAUGAGCCAAAUCGUGGCUACUUAGUUGUGUUAUUAUCCACAUUUCUAUUCUACUGUGUUUCUCUACUGGCACAAUAUCUACAAAUCAGUUCUGUGGCAGAAAAAUCAAAAUGGAAGUGGAAAAACAUUUCAGUCUCUUUCAUUCAUUCAUUAAUUAGCAGCAUCUGGUCAGUUUUGUGUUUUUUUGAAAGACCAGAUAUGGCUGAAGAUCUGAUCACAACAUACACCACUCUAUCACAUACUCUUAUAGCUUUUUCUGUGGGCUACUUUCUGUAUGAUUUACUUGAUCUUUACAUGAGCAGACGAUCACGCCAGUCACUCGAACUGAUAGGCCAUCAUUUUGUUAUUAUUACAUGCUUCAUGGUGGCAGUGGGAACUCGACACUAUGUGGGCUACGCUGUCGUGGCCCUGUUGGUGGAGAUCAACAGCAUCUUUCUUCACCUGCGGCAGCUUUUACAGAUAUGUGGAGUCAGUAAAUUGAACUCUUGGUCUCGUGUAAAUAGUUUUGUCAACUUGGGAACAUUUAUAGUUUUUCGUAUCCUGCUUUUGGCCUGGAUGACAAGAUGGCUGGUCAUCAACAAAGACUCAGUGCCUUUGCUAUUUUACACCCUGGGCAGCGUGGGAUUGGCGGUGAUGGUGGCUAUGAAUAUUAUUCUCUUCUACAGACUCCUCCGCUCUGAUUUCAUCGCCUUAAAGGGAAAUGAAAGUGAUGUGAAGAAGACUUCGUAGGAGGACAUUUAACUUGAUCCAGGUGUAUGUAUAUAUAUAUAUAUAUUCUGUAUAAUUAUAAUCAAAUUUUUGUAGUGAUUUUUUAUGCAAUGUUUAAUAUGAAUUUAUUCUUAUUUUGCAGCAACUUUGCCAAUUAUAUAUGAUUUUUGAUGGACUAUUUUUUUAUUUUUUUUUUGUUUGUUAAUAAUGUACUUUACAAAAAAUCAUUCUCUGAAAAUGUUGGUUUCUAGCAUUUUAUGGUUCUGUAAAGUCACUCUAGACUCGUCAUAAAGAAAGUAAUGUACCCAAUGUUUUAACUUUUUUAAAAAACAAAAACAAGAUUAUAGAGAAAAGUUUUUGCUCUCACUUUUCUUGGGUGUUAUUAUUCUUUUAAAAUAUCCCUCAUUGCUACAACUGCAAAGUUAAUGUUUUGCAGAAAGUAGACUUUGUCUUAACAGAACUGAAAAGGACAUUUUUUUAUGAAACUAAAAAGAGAUCCAUACAAACACUUUAAGCAUUUUGUGACAUAGUUUUAAUAAAAAGUCAUAAGUGUAAUUUUUCAAAGCUAAAUCUGUGUCAUUGAAGUGGCUGUAGCCAUGUAUAAUGUAAUAUUCUAUUCACUGCUUGGGUUGAAAACUUGAUGUUUAUAACACACUAUGCUAUGAUGUGCACUCACAAUUAUACAGUGUCUUGUAAAAUUUACACUAGCUGGCCAGUCUGGACUGACAGUACAGAAUCUGCUUCACAAUCAAAUCUAUCACCCAUGUGGCUUAAAAUAAGAAUCCUUUCCAGUACAUCUGAUGAAUCAUUUAUUUCUUUUAAAAGUGUAAUUGUUUUCUUAAG
This is a messenger RNA of Biomphalaria glabrata, 1752 nucleotides long. Its product is annotated as TLC domain-containing protein 2-like. Lineage: Eukaryota; Metazoa; Mollusca; Gastropoda; Planorbidae. The record is from RefSeq and is a predicted model, not a curated record. Gene Ontology annotation, cellular component: plasma membrane. Bases 154 to 930 code for a protein of 258 amino acids. Gene Ontology annotation, biological process: membrane assembly; plasma membrane organization; phospholipid homeostasis. The transcript has 5 exons.